AUGCCCCGCCGCAGCCUAACGGUCCAGAUCCCCGACCCCGAAAGCGAAGAGAUUUCCGCUGAGCCCCCGAGACCUAUUGAGUGGAUCCGGGCGGGCGACGCGGUCUGCGACGACGACGACGAUUCCGACGACGAAAAUUGGGACAUCGACAUAUCGCGCACGAGCACUGGGGGAACCCGUUACAGUGCGCCUCCUUAUUGCAAUGGCGGUUAUCAGGACCCGCAAGUACUGCUGCUGGGCCUCCGCGCGGGAUCGGACCGUCCGCCCAUCUCCCACAGCGGACCCCAGCCGUGCACUGGCGCAAUUCACGGCAGCUCGAGGCUUCCCAAAGGACAGGCCAGCUGCCCAUCCGUACCCGACCCGAGCGGUGCUUCUCAAUUCCGAAGGAAUGAGGAUGAUGAGGGGGAAGAGGAAUGGGACGAGGACAGAGAAGGCGAGGAGCAAUCCCCCGACGCGGGAAUCACGGCGUCGGAGAUCUCCGCGCGAUUGAAGCUUCUAGAGGUAGAGCUGCAGAUCCUGGAAACGCAUCGCCGAGUCGCUGUGCUACGCUGUCAGCGCGAAGUCAACGGUUCCGCGGAGAUUAACUCCGGUGCGGAUAAGGCCUCCGCCUCUGCGGCAACCACCGGUUGCGCUAGCGGAGCCGCGGACGCUGCUGCUGCGCCUGCGGGUAGCAGAGCCGCCAGUGUCUGCGCCGCUAGCAGCGCGGGAAAUUCCGGAAGCAACUCCGCGAGCUCGUCCCGCGCGUCCUCGCGGUCGGAGUCCCCGCUGCGGCUGGGCAGGUGGCGGCGCAGCCGGCGGUCGAGCAGCGGAAGCAGCAGCCUGGGGCAAAGCAGCGCAACCAACAGUUCGGGGGGCAGCACUAGGAGCGGGCUGAGUUCAGGGAGGCGGAGCCUCGACUGGGAGGGGCUAAGGGGCGCGGAGAAAGCGAAAACCGCCCCAAGAAAAUCUCUAGAUCUUGCUGGCGUGGCGUGUAUGGUGGAGGAGGAUGAUGAAGAUCACGAGAGUGGGGAGUGCCUGGAGGUAGAGAGUGACUCGGUGAUCCAGCCGCAUUGCCAUGCGGCUGUCGCUAGCGCGUCGUGCACGCGGCUGGCGAAGCCCUCGUCGUCGCAGGCGUCGCACAUAAAAUCGCCGAUCUAUGGCCGGCCCGUCGCAGCCAGCUCGUACCUCGAGUCGCACGCCGCCAUCGUCGCAGCCUCGCCGAUCGCAACCUCUCCGUCCUCCGCGAUCCGCAACCGCCGCCUGAAGCGCCGCGCCGUCAUCUCCGCAGCGGCGGGCGACGGCGGGGAAGGCGCGCCGGCACCGGUGCCGGUGCCGGCGGCGCCCGUGACGGCGCCGUGGAAGGGCGCGAACUUGAAGACGCUGGGAAUCUCGGUGGCGACGGGCGUCGCGAUGUGGUACUGCCCGCGACCCGAAGGCGUCGCGGCUAACGCGUGGCAGCUUCUGGCGAUCUUCCUCGCGACGAUCAUCGGCAUUAUCACGCAGCCGUUGCCCCUGGGAGCGGUUGCGCUUAUGGGUCUGGGCGUGAGCGUGCUCACGAAGACGCUCACCUUCGCUGCUGCCUUCAGCUCCUUCGGCGAUCCCAUCCCGUGGCUCAUCGCGCUCGCAUUUUUCUUCGCCAAGGGCUUCAUCAACACGGGUCUCGGCAACCGCGUUGGUUACCAGUUCGUCGCCGCUUUCGGCAGCACGUCGCUCGGCCUGGGUUACAGCCUCGUGCUCUCCGAAGCAAUGCUCGCGCCCGCCAUCCCCUCGGUCUCCGCGCGCGCGGGCGGGAUCUUCCUUCCGCUGCUCAAGGCGCUGUGCCAGGCGUGCGGAAGCCGCACGGACGACGGCACCGAGAAGAAGCUUGGCUCGUGGCUCGUGCUGACCUGCUUCCAGACGUCCAUCGUAUCCUCCGCCAUGUUCCUAACCGGCAUGGCGGCGAACCCGCUCGCCGUGAAUCUCGCGGCGGGCGCCAUCGGCCACACGAUAGGCUGGACGGAGUGGGCCAAGGCGGCGCUGGUGCCCGGACUCAUCUCGCUCGCCGUCAUGCCCGCGCUGCUCUACGUCAUCUACCCGCCGGAGAUUAAGGCCAGCCCCGACGCGCCCAAGCUCGCGCGCGAGAAGCUCUCGAGCAUGGGACCGAUGAGCACGAACGAGAAGAUCAUGGCAGGCGUGUUGGUCGGCACGGUGGGUCUGUGGGUCUGCGGCGGCGUGUUGGGCAUCGACGCGGUAACCGCAGCCAUCAUGGGGCUCAGCGCGCUGCUGAUCACGGGCGUGGUGACGUGGAAGGAGUGUCUGGGCGAGGGCGUCGCGUGGGACACACUCACGUGGUUUGCUGCUCUCAUUGCCAUGGCCAACUAUCUCAACAAAUACGGCCUCAUUGCUUGGUUCAGCCAGACUGUUGUCAAUCCGUCAUACUCCCUCUUCUCAUCAUCCUUUCCACCACUCCCCUCUCCCAUUCCCCCCACUCUCCCCCACUCUCAUAUCCCCACCCACCAGCUCGUCUCCUCCAUGGGUCUCGCCUGGCAGCCAGCCUUCGGACUCCUCGUCAUCCUCUACUUCUACUCGCAUUACUUCUUCGCUUCCGGCGCUGCUCACAUCGGAGCCAUGUUCGUUGCCUUCAUCUCCGUCGCUUCGGCUCUCGGCACGCCUCCCCUGCUCGCCGCCAUGGUCCUCUCCUUCAUGUCGAACCUCAUGGGUGGGAUCACGCACUACGGGAUUGGUUCCGGCCCGCCGUUCUAUGGGUCGGGGUACGUGUCACUCAAUGAUUGGUGGUUCUACGGGUUUAUCUGCAGCGUGGUGAAUCUGGUGAUCUGGCUUGGUGUGGGCGGGUUGUGGUGGAAGUUUCUGGGGAUCUGGUAG
Closterium sp. Naga37s-1 is the source of this 2841-nucleotide messenger RNA. The record is from the annotation of a GenBank genome assembly. NCBI's taxonomy places the organism in Eukaryota, Viridiplantae, Streptophyta, Zygnematophyceae, Desmidiales, Closteriaceae.